AUCUGCAUGUGUAUUUUCCUAUUGAUCUUUAAUCUAAGUAAUGAGCUAAUGCUUUUAAAAUAUCUUAUAUAUAAAGAACUAUAGGAAAGCUUAGUAAAAUAGAAAUCAAAAUUACUUUCCUUUAGGAGUUCCUGCUGUGGUGCAACGAGUUUGGAAGCUGCUUAGGAGUGUUGGGACACAGGUUCAAUCCCCCUCCCAGCACAGUGGACCCAGAGUGGCUCUGGCUUAGUUCAAGGCUGUGACUUGGAUCUGAUCCCUGGCCUGGAAACUCCAUAUGCUGUGGGGUGACCAAAAAAAAAAAAAAAGUUACUUUCCUUUAUCAUCCUCCUUAUGAUACAUGGGGGAUGUGUGCACCAUUUAUAAUUUAUAAUUCUUUCAGCUCAUUUACUGUUGUACAAACCAUAAGAAGUAGAUCAGCAUAUCUGAGUGAUUUUUAAAACCACAAUCAGGUGUUGGUUUUCAUUACUAUACUGGUCAAUUCCCCAUGAGGCAGUGGUCUUCAGUAAUUUCUUAUAAUCUUAACAUCAUUUUGGAAGCAACUACAUUACUUUUAACUCUUUAAGUGGUAAUUUAAAUUUAUAAACUGGCUAGAUAUAGUCAUAUAGAUUUAAAAAAAAAAUACGUCCUAGUAGGAUAAUCCUGAAGGUUUAAAAAUAUUGAAAAUUGUUGAGUUCUGUACCAAUCUAUUUAUCUCCCCAUAUUACUUUCACAUGAUUAACUCUCUCAUUUUCUAUUACAGGCACUCCAUAUCUAGCAUUUCUAUCAUGUACUUAUUUAAUUGCUAUCUCAAAGGUCUCAUUUAGGCAUCUGUUAGGAAGAAUUUUAAUUUUCUUCAUUUCCCCAUUUUUCUUGAUACAACUCCCUGUAUUGUUGUUCUCCUCUUAAUAAUCAUUACUUCUAAUCAUUGCUACCAGGAAUAUCUCACUAAUCAUUUCAUAAUUCAUUACUCAAGUGGUGCACUGGAAACUCAGGUCUCCUGAGUUUAAAUUUUUAUGAUUCUAUUUUUUAGCUCUAUAUCUUUCAAAAUGACCCUUAUUGAACUAUCUUUUGCUUCUUAUUAAAAUCUAAUAAUAAUUUUUUCUAUCAUAAUGCUCUUUUCAGAAUUAUAUCUACACAUCUGCCAGUACCUAUAAUUUAGUGUGGAAAUCUUAUUUUAAUAUCAUGUUGUUCACCUUCCCUCACUAGAGUAGAGAGGCUGAAAGCAUUUCAAGGUAAGGCAUUUCAGCAUUUCAGGUGUAAGACAGCUUAAGAAAUAAGUUGCACCUAUAUUAAGAAGAUGUGUCACUUGUUUGAGAAAUAACUUUUAGAAAGAGCACUAGGAAACGACCUGGGAAUUCAAAUUCAAAGGUGAAUGGUUGUGGUUCUAUUAGAUAUCGUGUGAAGGGACUCAUCAAGGUGGCAGAGAAGACAGAUGAUGUAACAUGAAUCUGCUUGGGAGUGGGAAUGGGGAAGUUUUAAUUUGGAAGUGCUCAACCUUAUUAAGAGUUGUAGUACAUCUUCUAUGUUAAGUAAGUAGUAGAUAACAGACACUUUAAAAUAUGUAAAUAAAGCAUUUCAGGAUGGCUCCAUGAUAAAUUAGGGGUUCAACUUGGAUAGUGUGUUUUUUAAGCAAAUUCAUCCUUGUUCACAUAUAGCAAUCAAAACUAAAAAGAAUGUUGAGAGAGCCUUAGGAUUUACUUGUAUAAGAUUGUCUUGGGUUACAUAUUUUUAUCACAUUCUGUGAAAUUUAAAAUUUUUAAAUUUAGAUAGUGCUCCAGGAUCAUUUGAUAUACUUUCUCAAAAUGGGAAAAGAGGACAUAUAAAUGAUGAAGCAAAAUGUAAUCAAUUCUUUUAAAAGAUUGUAUUCUUCAAAUCGUAUUCAUGACACAUAUCUUUUCAGAUCCAUUUCAUUUACUAUUUUAUGAUUUUUUAAAUUUUUAUUUUUAUUUAUUUAUUUUUUUAUUUUCCCACUGUACAGCAAGGGGAUCAAGUUAUUCUUACAUGUAGACAUUUUUUCCCCCACCCUUUGUUCUGUUGCAACAUGAGUAUCUAGACAAAGUUCUCAAUGCUAUUCAGCAGGAUCUCCUUGUAAAUCUAUUCUAAGUUGUGUCUGAUAAGCCCAAGCUCCCGAUCCCUCCCACUCCCUCCCCCUCCCAUCAGGCAGCCACAAGUCUCUUCUCCAAGUCCAUGAUUUUCUUUUCUGAGGAGAUGUUCAUUUGUGGUGGAUAUUAGAUUCCAGUUAUAAGUGAUAUCAUAUGGUAUUUGUCUUUGUCUUUCUGGCUCAUUUCACUCAGUAUGAGAGUCUCUAGUUCCAUCCAUGUUGCUGCAAAUGACAUAAUGUCAUUCUUCUUUAUGGCUGAGUAGUAUUCCAUUGUGUAUAUAUACCUUGUCUUCCUAAUCCAAUCAUCUGUCGAUGGACAUUUGGGUUGUUUCCAUGUCCUGGCUAUUGUGAAUAGUGCUGCAAUGAACAUGCGGGUGCAUGUGUCUCUUCUAAGUAGAGUUUUGUCCCGAUAUAUGCCCAAGAGUGGGAUUGCGGGGUCAUAUGGAAGUUCUAUGUAUAGAUUUCUAAGGUAUCUCCAAACUGUUCUCCAUAGUGGCUGUACCAGUUUACAUUCCCACCAACAGUGCAGGAGGGUUCCCUUUUCUUCACAGCCUCUCCAGCACUUGUUAUUUGUGGAUUUAUUAAUGAUGGCCAUUCUGACUGGUGUGAGGUGGUAUCUCAUGGUAGUUUUGAUUUGCAUUUCUCUUAUAAUCAAUGAUUUUGAGCAUUUUUUUCAUGUGUUUGCUGGCCAUCUGUAUAUCUUCUUUGGAGAAAUGCCUAUUCAGGUCUUUUGCCCAUUUUUCCAUUGAGUGAUUGGCUUUUUUGCUGUGGGGUUGUAUAAGUUGUUUAUAUAUUCUAUUUUACAAAAAUCUGUAAAAGUGAAGAAUGUUUAGUUAUUAUGAGUUUGGCUUAAAAUCAAAUAGAAAAUGUCACAGAGACUACUGGAGAAAAGACAGCUUUCAGAAAAGAAACUGAGGUCAUACAGGACAUGAAAUGUUAGGUGUGUAUGCAGUAUUAACAUGUUGUAUUUACCUUGAAGUACAAUAUUUUCUAUGACAAACAAAUUUCUUCAUCUCUUUGUGUCAUUUUUCAUUACUAACUAAAAUAAACUUUUUUGUUUCCAAAUGCUUAUCUAUACAUUUGGGGUUUUAACACAAGAUGUCGAGGGUAUACAGAUGUUAGAGAAAUCUAGACUGAAAUCUCUGGAGGCAGAGGUAAAGAAAAAUUUUCAAUAUAUAUUUUAACUUUUAAAACUCUUCAGUUCCCAGUGGAAUACCAGUGUAACAUAGAAAUUUUUGAUCCUUUGGGAUUGGUGUUCUUAGAUGUCAUAUCCUCCUGAGGUAUUUUCAUAAUCAUUAGCUAUUUUCCUUCAGGGCAUAGAAAGCAUAAAUACUCCAUAUAAUUAAGUGUUGAGUAAUUUGAUAUGGCACAGUGGGUAAUACUUAGAAAUGUAUCAAUAUAUAAGUAAAUUAUAGUAAUGUGGAAAUGUAACACACUGGUCAAAAAAUCUGAAGAAAUUCUAAUUAUAAAUCAUUUAUAUUUACAAAGUUGGCAAAGAUAGAUGAGAAAGAAAUUAUAAAUUGAGAAGUAGAGUGAAAUCCAUUUAUAGAGGAAAGGAAUAGCAGUGUGCUGUGUUCAGCAUCGUAAAAAAAGGAGUUAAAUAUUGAAGCAGAGAUGAUUUUUUUCUGAACAAAUCUGUAUAUAUGUCUUCUUCAAAAAAGAUGGAGAUUUUAAGUAUUUUUGGCAGACUGCUUUAGGACUCAAAAAGAUGAAAAGAUUUGGUAUGUCUAAAGUUCAAAGAUCAUAUUUCCUGUUAGAUAUGUUUUCACCUACCUUUGUUCUAUUUUAUUAUUAUGUAUUAACCUCCUUUUCUCCAACCUUCGAAAUACUGAUUUAAGGAAAAUUGUGAAAGAAGAUAACAUGGAAUACAAUCAUAAUUUGAUAUUGAAUAACUUCUCCUGUUAAAAAUUUUCUCACAUCUACAAUAUCUUACACAACUAAACAUCACUGCAUUCAUAGACAUGACUCCUUUUCAUUUUAUAAUGUGAAUUUUGUUAAUUUUUUUAAAGUGUGUGUUUAGAAGAGUUGGUGUGGGCAAUUUUUUUUUCUUUCUUAGCCCACCCAUGGCUUAUGGAAGUUCCUGGGGCCAGGAAUUGAAUCUGACCGUAGCUGUGACCUACACCACAGCUGUAGCAACACCAGAUCCUUAACUCACUGUGCCGGAUCCUUAACCCACUGAACCCACACCACCACAGAGACAACUAACCUGCUGUGCCACAGUGGGACCUCCAAAAUUGUUGAAAUAAGACAAGAAGAAAUUUGACAUGGUAUAAUUCUGAUUUAAGUCUUCAGAUAUCAGCAUCCUAGAGCGAAGCAUUCUUACAAUUGUUGCCAUUGAGUCAUUUGCAUAAAUGAAAAAAAAUUAAAAUAGAUUGCUUCAUAAUCAUGUGAAUGUAAAAGGGAUGUCAAGAAUAAUAAUAGCCAUUUCUUUUACCCAUAUAUGUCUGUCUACAUUAUUAAUGACAUGAUUUUGCAGCUGAUCUCAUUUCUCAUUAUCUUAUCUCAGCAUCCCCUGUCAACAUCUCUGAAUGUUACCGCAAACAACCUUUAGCUGUGUGUGUGUGUGUGAAUGUGUGCUGUGUGUAUGCUAGUUAAAUGCAAAACAUGGGUUAAUACACUUGUAAGAACAGGCAUCAUUUUCCUUUUAUUACGCAAACCUCUUAAUUGAAAAGGAAACAAUAUUCAACCCAUCUUGCCAAAUAUCAAAUGUGGAUAAAACAUUUUUCUAUCUUUAAAAGUCCCUCCAAUGACCCUUUAAUUUAUUUAGACUCAGCAAUCAAUACAUCAUAAAGGUUAUUUUGUGGUACAAUUGCAAACUAAAGAUUGAAUUCUCUGUCCAGAUACUCCAGAAAUGCAAACUCUUGUUCUUCAUGACAACCAUCUUUAAAACAUGAAUGAACAUUGUAUUGUUCUAUUUGAAAUAUAUCUUUGUUAACUGCCUUCAACAGUAGUAUUCAUUGUUAUUUUUCAUUGGGAUCAUUGUUAUCUUCUUUUCUUGUUUUUUUUUUUUUUUCCUUAUGUAGACCUGGAAAAAUAGAGGAAAGUAAUGGGAAACCAUACAAGAGUGACCAUAUUUAUUCUAGCAGGUUUGACCAAUGACCCACAACUGAAAGUUGUAUUAUUUAUCUUCCUUCUUCUCACCUUCUUACUAAGCAUCACUGGAAAUCUGAUCAUUAUCAUACUCACCCUGGUGGAUAUUCACCUCAAGACCCCCAUGUAUUUUUUCCUUCGGAAUUUUUCCUUCUUGGAAAUUUUCUUUACUGCUACAUGCAUCCCUAAAUGUCUUGUUGUGAUGGUAACUGGGGACAAAACCAUUUCCUAUAACAACUGUUUCAUUCAGUUGUUUUUUGUCUUCCUUCUUGGAGCAUCUGAAUUUUACUUGCUGGCAGCAAUGUCCUAUGACCGCUAUGUUGCCAUCUGUAAGCCCCUGCAUUACACAACCAUCAUGAACAGUAAAAUCUGCAUUCAGCUUGUCCUCAGUUGUUGGCUUGCUGGGUUCUUUACCAUCUUUAUACCUCUCCUCCUAGUUCUAAAGCUUGACUUUUGUGCUUCCAACAUUGUUGACCACUUUCUGUGUGACCCAACUGCCCUCCUGCAGAUCUCCUGCUCAGACAUACAUCCCACUGAGACCAUGGGAUUCAUCUCAGCUGUGGUGACACUUGUGGUCACGUUAGCAGUGGUGAUAAUAUCAUAUACCUAUAUUGUAUUAACAAUUCUAAAACUCCCCUCAAGUAAUCAGAGGAAAAAAGCUUUCUCAACCUGUUCGUCUCACAUGAUUGUGAUAUCCCUUUCUUAUGGCAGCUGCAUCUUCAUGUACGCUAAACCUUCAGUCAAACAAAGAGUAUCUUUUUCCAAGGGAAUCGCAGUGCUCAGUACCUCUGUUGCACCACUUUUGAACCCUUUCAUCUACAGUUUACGGAACCAACAAGUGAAAAAUGCCUUUGUGAAUAUGAUACAUAAGAUUGUUUCUUUCUCAAACAAGUGAAUAUGCUAUUGCUCUAUGUGUAAAGGAAAUGAACAAAGGAGUCUCUGUUAAUAACAGUUUGUUUUUAGCUUCUUCCCUUUCUCUCUCUCAUUUGGUAUUGAUCUUUAUCUCUUUUUACACUUUAUUUUCACAAAAAUCUUUGUUCCAAAGAAGCUAAUUUUAUUUAUAUUCUUAAAUAGAAACUUUUUCCUCAUCUAAUUUCCUUUUCCUGUGAUUAUAUGAAAGAAGUUAAUGUAGUUUUUUCAGUCUUUUUUUGUCUUUGAAUUCUAGGUAAUCAAGAAUGUAAAAUAUUUUUCAUUUAAAUUAUAUCUAAUGUAGCAUGGAAUAUAAAUAUUUUUACCAUCUUUUAUUUGUAUUUAGUUACUACCUACCCUUAAGACUAAUUAAUAUUCUUUUAUAUUUUUGUAAUACUUUCAAUUCAUUGAUGUACACUCUAUUCAAUGAAAUGAAAGAAAAUUGUAACAGAUUAGCUAUUAGAGUUUAUGUUCAAAUUAGAAAAUAUUUAUUUAAAAAAUGACUGUUGGAGUUGCUGUCAUGGCUCAAUGGUUAACGAAUCCGACUGGGAACCAUGAGGUUUCUGGUUUGGUACCUGGCCUCACUCAGUGGGUUAAGGAUCCGGCAUUGCUGUGAGCUGUGGUGUAGGUCGCAGACGUGGCUUGGAUCCCACGUUGCUGUGGCUGUGGCGUAGGCCGGUGGCUAUAGCUCCGAUUAGACCCCUAGCCUGGGAACCUCCAUAUGCCGCAGGAACGGCCCAAGA
Molecule: messenger RNA, 6822 nt
Organism: Sus scrofa (pig)
Lineage: Eukaryota; Metazoa; Chordata; Mammalia; Artiodactyla; Suidae
Product: olfactory receptor 6C74-like
Biological process (GO): G protein-coupled receptor signaling pathway
Cellular component (GO): membrane
Molecular function (GO): olfactory receptor activity; G protein-coupled receptor activity
Source: RefSeq, a predicted model, not a curated record